Molecule: messenger RNA, 4463 nt
Organism: Ictalurus furcatus (blue catfish)
Lineage: Eukaryota; Metazoa; Chordata; Actinopteri; Siluriformes; Ictaluridae
Gene: slc60a1a
Product: major facilitator superfamily domain containing 4Aa
Exons: 10
Coding region: 312-1874 (520 amino acids)
Source: RefSeq, a predicted model, not a curated record
UGUUAUUUUUUAUUUAUAUAUAAACAGACCUAAUUUGGCAACCCUACAUACACACCCCAGUGCGCGCGGCCGCACUGUAAGGCGCAGGAGUGUGGAGUUUAGAGACCCGUGCUGCUGGAGCUAAAUAAAGUCGGCGUGGGAGGAGGCGGUGGGAGGAUCAUGUUGAUGCUUGAACACUUUCCAAACUCCAGCACUCUCACUCCGCCAUGCGUGUGUCUGUGAGCCGCUCUGGCAGGAUCACGCACUGAUGUAGAAGAGAGUGCGCGAACGCCACGCCACUCCACUCCACUCCACGCCGCAAGCGCAGAGCGAUGAACCUAGACCGGAACUGUAACGUGGUGCAGAGUGUGGUGGGAUCCCGCAGCUGCGCGCUGUUCCGCGGCCACUGGCAGCCCACGCUCACCUACUGGAGCGCCUUCUUCAGCUUCGGCCUGUGCCUGGCCCUGCUCGGCCCUACCGUGCUCGACCUGCGCUGCCAGACGCGCUCCAGCCUGCAGCAGGUCACACUCGCCUUCUUCUCGCAGCAGCUCUGCCUGUUCGUGGGAAGCGUCGUGGGCGGUUUCUUCAGCAAGUCACUUUGUUCCUCUUUGUCGUCCCUCACUGCAUCCACAUUCAUCAUCUCCCUGGUGUUCGCCUUCAUCCCACUAUGCAGCAAUGUGUUGAUGCUGGUAGUUGCGAUGGCUGUAACAGGCCUGGCCAUGGGCAUCAUCGAUACCAUCUCCAACCUGCAGCUGGUGAAGCUCUACCAGAAAGACUCCACUGUCUUCCUCCAGGUGCUCCACUUCUUCAUUGGUCUUGGGGCGUUGUUGAGCCCCCUCAUCGCUGACCCGUUUCUGUCUGAAACCGACUGCAUCUUGGGAAACACCUCCAUCAAUUCAUCAACAACAAUGAGGCACUUGAGGAACAGCCUUUCUGGCAGACACCUGCAUAACGUGUCCCACAUUUCUCUCAAUACUGACGGUGAAGUGGUCACCAAAGUGUCUUACGCCUUCUGGAUCAUGGCGAUCGUCAAUCUUCCUGUGCCUAUGGCCGUUUUGAUUCUGAUGUAUCGGGAGCAGCUGCUCCCAUGUUGCCCCAAGCCCAGUCCUCGUCUCUUGGGAGGGGAGUCACUUACCGGUGCUGUGAAGAUGCGGAGGAGCUCGGAGCAGGCUAACGUGAGUACAACGGAGCUUCAUGAACCUACAGGCCACAUAGAUAUGCUAAACUGCUAUAGCCUCAGCAAGCUGAAAGGACAUCCACCAUCUUUCUACGGGCUCCAUGUCUUCGGAGGGAUGGUGCUUUUCUUCUCUGAUGGCAUAGUGGGGUCGUACACGGGUUUUGUUUACACCUAUGCCGUGGCUCCACCCAUGAGUCUACCGCACAGGAUGGCGGGCUACCUGACCAGUGUGUUCUGGGCAGCCAUCACAGUGGGGCGUCUGGCCUCCAUACCGCUGUCUUACCACGUCAAACCCGUUCGCCUGCUCAUGUUUAACCAGGUUGGCGUGAUAGUGACUCAGUUGCUUCUGCUCAUCCUCUACACGAACAGUGCCUUCCUUUUCAUCGGUACCUGCUUUCUGGGUCUGUUUAUCAGCAGUGUCUACCCAUGUAUGCUGGCUUUCACAGAAGACCUCCUUGACUACAAAGGUUGUGCCACUGCAGUCCUUGUGACCUCUGCUGGAAUGGGAGAGAUGCUUCUACAGUUACUGGUGGGAUCGGUUAUCAACACACACGGCAGUUACAGCUUCAUGUUGUGUGGUAUGAUCUUUGGCUGCAUGGGCUUCACACUCUUCCUGGCACUUCUUUUAGUUCAACACAGACACAAAAAGUACUUAGCAGCUGCUCCCAAUGCCAUCCCUGAAGCAGAAAGGUCUGGGACUAACGAAGCUGAACGCUGAGUGCCUGGUGGCGCUUCGGAGUCGGACCAAAGAUGGAACGAACAGACCAAGAUGGUCUCAGUCUGAGACCGUUCCAUAGGAGAGAAGGGGACACGACUGGAUCGUAGUCACUGGUUUGAGACAAUCCUCAAAUCCUGAGAAGUGUUGGACCUUUUAUAGAACUGUAGUUACAUCAAGACCAAAGAUGAUUUGUUGUUGAUUUGUGUGCAUAAAGCAGGCAGAUGUGCCUGGGGGAAUAGGGGCUUUCGCUUCCAGAUCUUGCUGUCGUUGCCAAUAAGGGAAGAAAAACCUACCACUUUCCUCCUGUUUGGACAUGUUUGGUAUGUGAGUUGGGCUAAGACUUGUUAAAAGCUUAUUUUGAAUCUUCUGGAAAGCUAAAUUUAUACCAUCACAGUUUGCUUGUGAUGUUUGCAACUGAAGCUGUAAAUAAUUAAACAGUGCAAAUGAACAAAUGGAACACUUUCAAUCUAGUUUAGUUAUAAAUCUCACAUUAACAAAUGAUGCACUUUUUAUUUGGGGGGGGGAAUAUAAUUUUUGUGGUUAAGAUGGCAUUCUUUAAUUACUGCUGGGGGGGGGAAGUUAAAUGGAUUAUAAUGUCCAAGAUGUAGGAAAAUCCAGCAAUGCAGUGAUUAAACUUGGAUCAGACGUAUGGCAUAAGCUUCUGCGUGAGUUCUUGUGUUGCGUGUUGUACCAUGUAUUGCCUGUGGAUGGUCUUUUUAUUUUUUUUAUUUAUUUUUUUUUUUUCCCUUUUUCUUUUUUCUUCUUCACCACAGAUGUCUUCGAUUUCGAAGUAUACACUUUCCCUACAUGACACAUGGGUAAACUUUGCUAGUUACUAAAUUCUGAAACUGCAAUACUUUUCUUCAACCAAAUAAUGAAGUUAAAAUUAUUCCUCCAAGUUCUGUGUGAGCUAACUUAUUUAUUAAUUUUUCAAAGUACCUCUGUAGGAGAUAUUUCUACCAAAUUAUACCACAACGCUGUUGAGUUCUUGAAUCUGAUUGGUCAGAUAAAUGCACUAGUUCUCAUUUUUAAAGUAACAGUUUACACAGGGACUCCCAUGUAGACAGAUCUUCCAUAUAAUACUAAUAAAAAAAGGUUAUUUAAUAGAGAAAUGUUUAUUUAACAUUUUAUUUAUGGAAGGAGUCUCCAGUGUCAGUGCUACAUUUUCUGGUCAGAGGAGUUGGUGUGUUUGGGGGUUUUUUUUGUUUUUUUUUUAAAUCUAUUAAAUUUGUGGGGGGGGGGGAAGGGGAGGUUGUUUAAGCAGAGUGAAGGUUUAUAGUUGCUAAAAUGUAACUGAGAACAGUAACUAACUUGUCUCGUGGCUCUUCCACAACAUUAAUGCAACUCUAAAUGUAUAAAAAUUAGGAUGUGCUGUACAUAAAUCGAAUUAAGGUGAACAGCUGUGGUAUUAAUGAUAUUAAACACUUAGAUACAUGCUGUUAUAGGAAAUUAAUCAAGUUUAGGAUGGUAAUAGAAACUCUGCUUCAUCACACCAACCGUUAUUAUUUUCCUAGAACAGCACAUGCCCAAGUGUUUAUUUCUCACAUAAUGUUUAAAAGUAUCUAACAAUAGAAUAGUACAGAGGAUCAAAUAUUUAGAGUCCAGUAUCCAGAAUUUUUGGUCCAAUUACCAGUCAUUUAAUCAGUUAUUCACGUUCCAAACAUUGACAACUUUUUUUAAAAGCAUUUAUUUUAAACAGAAUAAAUUCUAAUAAGAUCAGAUCUUCGAGCAGAGACUAAGGUUUGAAGUAAGCAUGCUUUUGCAUGCAGAAAGUCAUAAAAUGCAGAUCCUACUAGUUUCUUGGAAAAGCUUCCUCGUAUUGUGCUGGGUAGCUGCAGGCAUGUUGGGCCAAGUCCAUGACCUUUGACCGUGAAGAAGCGGUGGUAGGGUUUUAAAAUGCCAAAGUAUUUUUAAUAUUGGCUGUACAGCAUUAAAUAGCUGCUUAUUUGCUUUUGUUUGGGCUUCACAGGUGUCAAAGCUGCCAACGUUAACACGACAAACCUCAGACACGGCUUAUUGAUUUGUUUUCUUUAUUUUUAUUCAACGUCCACAAUAUUAACCCAAAUUGACAGUUGUAAACAUUUGUGCUGGUUGUCACAGGUUGGGACAAAUCAUUAGAAAAUAGCAUUCGCACCUAGAAUCAUAUUUUUAUUUUUUUUUCUUUACAGGCCAAACAACAUUUACAUGAUAUGUUUAGGACUGCUCACUUAUCAAGGGGGGGGGGUUAUUACUUUUUUCACUAAAUUUACACUUGUGCAUCUUGAAGGCAUGAUUGUAUGACCCCACAUCCAGAUUCUUAGAAAAUUAUAUUCUUAAGAAAAAUAGAUUAAUUUAUAGAUUAAUGAAUGGGCCAUAAAGUAAGUAUAACUUUGGAAAAAGUAAAAGAUGUAGGUGCAUAGAUUCAUCUUUUGUAGUAGGGAAAAUGGAGGCACACUUUUUUUUUUUUUCUUUUGUUUUUUCCAAGUCUGAACAGAAUUUAAGUGCCACAGAGAAAGUUAACACUGAAAAGUUGUACACAAAAAUAUAUUACAGAAUUGUGGGAAUGCUACAAACGUUUAACUAAAAGGGGAAGGGGAAGGGGAAGGGGGG